AUGCGUCCAACAUCUCUUGUUUCGGCGGUGCUGGCCACCGUCCCCAUGCUCUUCGACGCCGGCGCUGCGCAUUACACGCUCACCGACGAUCUUUCGUACAAGAACUUCUUCAACGCCUUCGACUUCUAUUCCGGACCGGAUCCUACGAACGGCUUCGUGCAGUACCAGGAUCUGCAGUCGGCUAUCAAGAGCCAAUACAUCGGCUAUCUGGAGGACACGCAGUCCGUCUAUCUCGGUGUGGACUUCCAGAGCCAGGACGCGAAUGGCCGCGCCUCCGUCCGCGCCGAAAGCAACAAGACAUUUAACCAAGGCCUCCUCAUCGCAGAUAUUCAUCAUAUGCCUGCGAGCACAUGUGGCUCCUGGCCGGCUUUCUGGAUGCUCGGCGUCGGGUCCGAUGGACAGAGUCAGUGGCCAAACGCCGGCGAAGUCGACAUUCUUGAGGGAGUCAACGACUACGAUGCUAACGCCGUCACGCUGCACACCUCCGCUGGCUGCGCGGUUGACAACGCUACCACGCCCGCGAUGGGCCAAGCAGACGCUCAGUCGGCCUUCAUGGGCACUAUGGAAACGUCCAACUGCGACGUCGCGGCACCCGAUCAAGACAAGAACGUCGGCUGCUCCAUCAAAGCACCCCCCGCCACCGCCGGCGGCGGCCUCCCCACCUACGGCACAGACUUCAACAGCGCCGGCGGUGGCGUGUACGCCAUGGAGUGGACCGCGCAAUCCAUCAGCGUCUGGUUCUUCCCGCGCAACAGCUCGACCUACGCCUCCACCUUCUCCUCCUCUUCCAGCAACUCCACCAACGCCACCCAAACCCUCGACCCCUCCACCUUCGGCACGCCGCUCGCCAAGUUCCAAGGCUCGGGCUGCGACUUUACCCAGCGCUUCGACUCCAUGAAGAUUAUCUUCAACACGGCGUUCUGCGGCGACUGGGCGGGCGAGAUCUGGGACCAGAGCUGCAAGGCUACAACGGGCGCGGCGACGUGCGAGGAGUAUGUGCAGAAUAACCCGGAGGCCUUUGAACAGUCGUACUGGGAGAUUGCGGCGCUGAAGUGGUAUACGGAUGCGGAUGCAGAGGGGAGCCCGGCUGCGAAGAAGCGGGAGGUUGGCAGGCUGCCGGUUAACCCUAGGCAGCGUGGGCGACGGUACAAGUGGUAG
This is a messenger RNA of Trematosphaeria pertusa, 1158 nucleotides long. RefSeq names its product glycoside hydrolase family 16 protein. Gene Ontology annotation, biological process: glucan catabolic process. The coding region runs from base 1 to 1158 and encodes 385 amino acids. The record is from RefSeq and is a predicted model, not a curated record. NCBI's taxonomy places the organism in Eukaryota, Fungi, Ascomycota, Dothideomycetes, Pleosporales, Trematosphaeriaceae. The transcript has a single exon. Gene Ontology annotation, molecular function: hydrolase activity, hydrolyzing O-glycosyl compounds.